UCUGCUACAAACCUUGUCAAAACUUGACAGACCCUUGAUUCUUGCACGAAAAUAACCGGCAGCGACUAACAAGUCAAUUAUUUCCUGAAAUUUGAUGGCUUGUUCCUCGUCUUCGCGGACGUCCGCCUAAAAGUUUUUGUUGUCAGAUUAGGAGCAGAAGGUGCCGGAAAGUUCCGUCAGAGGCUUCGUCCUGUUAGUACUGUUUUGGUUGCGCAGCCCUUCAAACCCUUUGGUGUUUACGUUGAAGUAUUCGCUAACAUGCAGUGGCAAGCGUUUUUAGACGCUCUCAAUUCCAAACUACGAGCUGCAAAUUUUCUGAAUGAAAUUGAUCGAAAUAGGGGCUCGGAGCUUGAAGUAAUGUCAUGUCUCAUCACAGACUCAGACAUCAGAAGAUUCAUGCUCCGUUGGAUGGCAGAUCAAUUCCAAUCGAGAGAUCUUAAGUCCAAAGAAAAAGCAAAACAUCUGAGAGAUCAGGGAAACAAACAAUUUCAAAUAAAGAAUUAUCAAGCUAGCAUACCCCUUUAUACCAAAAGUGCUCAAUAUGCUCCAGUUGAAUGUGAUGACUUAUCAAUUGCUAUAGCAAAUAGAUCUGCAGCACUUUAUUAUAUGGAUAAUUUUGAAGACUGCCUGAAAGACAUCGAUUUAGCGAUAAGCAGCGGAUAUCCCAAAAAGUUGCAACAUAAAUUAUACAUACGUUCUGCACAGUGUUACCUUAAGUUGAAAAAUCGAAAAAAGGCUGAAGUAGCUCUUAGAAAAGUUGAGGAGAUUAUUAAGACUUACAACGAAUUCCCAGUGGACAAGAAAGAUGAUAUUAUAAAAGAAGUCUCUGUUUUGGAAACAUUUAUAUCACAGCUGGAAAACAAUGCAGCAAUUGAAAAUACAACAAAUCAGUCAUGCUUGCGACCAGAUUUAGCUUUUGGACACAAUGAAAAUUUUCCAUAUGCAUCAGCUGCUUUAGAUUGUAAAUAUACACCACAGAACGGAAGAUACGUUGUAGCCAACAGAGACAUUAAAAAAGGAGAUGUUCUGUUUGUUGAAAAACCAUUUGCCUUCGUUCUUUUGGAUUAUGAACAUCCAAGUUCAAACUGUAGACACUGCUGCCAUCCCUAUGAUGGAAUACCUGUACCCUGCAAAACGUGCCUUGAUACAAUGUACUGCAGUCUCAGUUGUCUCAAGGAUGCAUGGUCCUUAUAUCAUAAGUGGGAAUGUCCAGGAAGUCAAAUAGGCAUAGGCCAACAAAUUGGAAUUGCACAUCUUUCUUUGAAAGUCUUGUUAAAUGCAGCAACAACUCAAGAUUCAAACAGAUUUAACGAGGUGCAGAAAUUAGUUACAAAUAUCGAUAAACUAACAACCGAAGAUCUCCUGGUUUAUGGAAUAACGGCCGUAAUGCUCACGCUCUACUUAUAUCAAUACACAGACUUCUUCAGAACAAUCGACCUCAAAAAAUCAUUCAUUGACAAAUUUUCAACUAACAUUGUUAACUUUGAUUGCAAUUUGUCGACGGAGAGUGGGAAACAGUUGUACAUAAGUUCCUUAUUGCUGAAACAUACAUUGCAGUUGAUAUGUAACGGUCAUGCUAUAACAAAACUGACCCUAGACUCGCAAGAAAAUGAUAAAGUUGUCACGGAACAGCAGGAAAGAGUAGCUACAGGAAUUUAUACAUCAGCAAGUAUGAUGAAUCAUUCCUGUGAUCCAAAUAUAAUUAAUAGCUUUGAUGACCAGUAUCUCAUCGUCAAGGCAACGAAGGACAUCCCUGCUGGUGACGAAGUACUUAACUGCUAUGGUCCCCAUUACCGAAGAAUGUCGCGAGAUGAAAGACAAGAACUUCUAAGAGUUCAGUACUGUUUCACGUGCACGUGUGAACCAUGCACAAGCCCUGAAUUACAAUACUUUUUGGAAAGAUUUAGUGCCUUGAAAUGUCCAGAAUGUAAUGGUGCCGUUUUCAAAGUUUAUUCAUCUUUGAACUGCUUGGAUUGCGGCAUAUCUCCUGCGAUAAAUUACGCCGCCGAACUGAGGGAGGCACAGUCUCUUUUUGAUGCAGCCCAAGUUUGUAUAGAAUUAGAACAGGAUGCAGAGGCAUUAAAUAAACUCAAACAAUGCUUGAAUAUUAGACGGAGUGUACUUUACAAACAUCAUGAAUACAUAACAAAUACUCUUGAUCUCAUUGGAAAAGUUUACGCUAUUUCGGGUAAAUGGCUGGAUUCAAUUUCCUACCUGGAACAUAUUAUUGCUGGAAUCGAAGAAAGGUUCGGCUCAGAUAGCAUAGAGCUUGCUAACGAGUUGAAUAAAAUUACAGAUAUUUGUCUUCAGUAUUUGCAAGAGGAAACUAAAACGAGAACAAAACAAUACAAGAAUGUUCUGAAGAAAACUCGUAGAUUUUUAAAGCGAGCAGAAGAAAUAAUGCAAUUAAAUUACGGCCCCUGGAACGGAGGUUGUCAAGAAAUCACGAAGAAAUCUGAACAACUAUCUACCAUAUUGAAAAACUACAACAUUUAACUGGUCAUUACAAUCUGGUAGCCCGCUCGCCGAUAUAAGGUCAAUCCUGUCAAAAAGUUGUCAAUCAUUGAUAAACUCCCUUUUUUAUACUCCUCACUAUCAUCCUACACCAACUACCGAUCAAGAAAUGAUAAGCAGACUUUCCAAGUUC
Athalia rosae (coleseed sawfly) is the source of this 2647-nucleotide messenger RNA. Its product is annotated as SET and MYND domain-containing protein 4-like. NCBI's taxonomy places the organism in Eukaryota, Metazoa, Arthropoda, Insecta, Hymenoptera, Athaliidae. Bases 259 to 2496 code for a protein of 745 amino acids. The record is from RefSeq and is a predicted model, not a curated record. The transcript has 14 exons. Gene Ontology annotation, molecular function: protein binding.